This is a messenger RNA of Podarcis muralis (Common wall lizard), 4945 nucleotides long. RefSeq names its product 24-dehydrocholesterol reductase (gene DHCR24). Lineage: Eukaryota; Metazoa; Chordata; Lepidosauria; Squamata; Lacertidae. Gene Ontology annotation, biological process: steroid metabolic process. Gene Ontology annotation, molecular function: FAD binding; Delta24(24-1) sterol reductase activity. The record is from RefSeq and is a predicted model, not a curated record. Gene Ontology annotation, cellular component: membrane; cytoplasm.
GGCCGGGGGCGGAGCGCCGGGUGUCAAGCGCCGAACGUUGGCUCGGCUCGGCUGUCCAGGGGAGCGCGAGGAACGGUUGACUCGCGAGCUGGGGUCCGCGAGCGAGUGUGACACGGUCGUGGGGAAGGGGCGCGCGUGUCCCCGACGCGGCUCUUCUGAACUCGGGUCUCCAAACAUACUCUGUAAAGAGGCUUGCCCCGUUGCGAGGAGAGGGACGAGUGCCCGCCUUGCGUUGCAUAGGGCGGCGGCGCUGCUAAGACGGUGCUGACCGUUGUACGUGGGAAGAGGCGGCGGAGCGCAGCGGGGUCUCGGGGGUUGUUAGAGCAGGUGGCUGCUAGGUGAGUCAGCUGGGGACUGGAGAGGCCGGCUGUGCAAAACAAGUUGUGCCGGCUUGUUGGGUGCUGCGGGAGUCGAGCGGAUCCGAUUAGGAGAACGACUUGGGUUGUUAGGCGCGUUGCGUGUGAGUGAGGUCCGGCGAGGGUUCGCGAUGGGUCCUCUGCUGUCUCUCGGGGUCGGGCUUCUGCUGCUCAUCCUGUGGGCCCGCUAUAAAGGGCUCGCGUACGUGCUGGUCCACCACCGCUGGGUCUUCGUCUGCCUCUUCCUGCUGCCCCUCUCCGUGCUCUUCGACAUCUACUACCAGUUCCGCGCCUGGAUGGUUCAGAAGAUGCACAGCGCGCCCCGGCAGCACAACCUGCGUGUUCGCAACAUCCAGGAGCAGGUACGAGAAUGGAAAAAAGAAGGGCUAAAAACAUAUAUGUGCACAGGACGUCCUGGCUGGCUUACAGUGUCUCUUCGUGUUGGAAAGUACAAGAAGACGCUUAAGAAUAUAACAAUCAACUUGAUGGAUGUUCUGGAAGUGGACACUGAGAGAAUGGUUGUCCGUGUGGAACCCUUGGUCACAAUGGGACAAUUAACAGCACACCUCAACCCCAUAGGCUGGACUAUUCCAGUGGUACCAGAACUUGAUGACCUUACUAUAGGUGGUUUGAUCAUGGGGACUGGUAUUGAAUCGUCCUCCCACAUCUAUGGACUGUUUCAGCAUUCCUGCGUGGCCUAUGAACUUGUUCUUGCUGAUGGGAGCCAUGUGAGAUGUACACCGGAGGAGAAUUCAGACCUAUUUUAUGCGGUUCCUUGGUCUUGUGGCACACUGGGCUUCCUGGUGGCAGCUGAAAUAAAAAUGAUCCCAGCGAAAAAAUAUGUGAAGCUGCAUUAUGAGCCUGUGAGAGGACUGAAGACAAUCUGCAAGAGAUUUGCUGAAGAAUCUGAGAAGAAAGAAAACCAUUUUGUGGAGGGUCUGGUUUAUUCUUUAGAAGAAGCUGUCAUAAUGACCGGAGUUUUGACCAAUGAAGCUGAUCAUAGUAAGAUCAACAGAAUUGGAUGCUACUACAAGCCAUGGUUUUUCAAGCAUGUGGAGAACUAUCUAAAGGCUAACAAGACGGGAACGGAAUAUAUCCCUGCAAGGCAAUACUAUCACAGGCAUACACGGAGCAUAUUCUGGGAGCUCCAGGAUAUCAUCCCAUUUGGCAAUAACCCUGUUUUCCGCUACCUGUUUGGUUGGAUGGUUCCUCCUAAAAUCUCCCUCUUAAAACUGACCCAAGGAGAAGCAAUUCGGAAGCUCUAUGAGCAGCAUCACGUUGUACAAGACAUGAUGGUCCCCAUGAAAAGCCUUGAGCAAUGUAUUGAAACCUUCCACAGUGACAUUAAAGUUUAUCCUCUGUGGCUCUGCCCCUUCAUCUUGCCCAAUAACCCUGGCAUGAUCCACCCAAAAGGAGAUGAAGCAGAGCUCUAUGUGGACGUAGGAGCCUAUGGAGAGCCCAAAACAAAAUACUUCGAAGCUAAGGCUUCCACCAGGCAAAUAGAAAAGUUUGUAAGGAGUGUUCAUGGUUUUCAGAUGUUGUAUGCUGAUUGCUAUAUGACCCGUGAGGAAUUCUGGGAAAUGUUUGAUGGCUCGCUGUACCACAAGCUGAGGAAGCAACUUCAUUGUAAUGAUGCUUUUCCAGAGGUGUAUGAUAAAAUCUGCAAAUCUGCAAGACAUUAAAUCGGACUCACCUGAGCAAGAAAUUGGGUGAAGUUGGAUUUUACAAUAACUAAUUGCUCUGCCCUUAACGAAAGCAUGUUGUUGCUGUCCCAAAGACUUCAAGCAUAUUUGUGAUUUAAGAGAUAUAAACUCCUGCCUUUAUAUGAAAAAAAAUCUACACUUAAUAAUCUUAUAGCUUAGAAAUGGAAAUUCCUAUAAGGUUUAAUUAUAGGUUUGCUAUAGAUCUUUUAGUGGUUUCCUGUAGAAAAAUGGGGAAAAUCUGAGUUUUGAGGAUGCUAGAACUGCAGUCUAGCUAGCCAUUGCCAGUGGGAGUUUGAUAGGAGCUUCACUACUACAAAUGUAAUGGGAUGGGAUCCUGUAAUUUAGAAAAUCACCUCUACGCGAGGGUAGUGCCAAAUACCUGCCAAAUGAGACUGCCUUUAAAUUACGUCACUGUUGCCUAUACCAUAUCACUAAGCUUUCCCAGGAUUUCUAUUUGAAUUGUUGAAAGUAACCAUGCAUUAGAUUCACAGUUGUAGACCUGUCUGUCUGAAAGUGCUGGAAGUUAUGGUUUGCAGGCAAUUUGAAUUGUUCAGCCUCUCUCUUUUUACUUUCAAUUACAUUUUUCUUUAGUUGUGUCCAUCAAGGUUUCUUUGAUGCAGGGGAAGACUUGCUGGUAUGCACUGUGGAGGGGUUGGUGCAUUUAUCUUUCCUGUUUAUAAAUGAUGUUGCUUUUGUCUGUUCUCCCUGCUGCCCCCAGUUCUACAAGUCUUCAGUGCAAACUGCUUCUGGAUGGCCUUUAUUUGUUUGUUUUCCUGUGUUGCUUUUUGGUAUCGCUGCUGCUGCUACAAGAUACAGAAUAUGCUAUGAUUAUCUGUUUUUUGGCUAACAAACACUGGAUUAGCAGUUUAAAUGGAUUGUCAGAAAUGCAAGAUUGGCCUCAUUUUUCAUAAUACACGGAGAAGAUCAACACUGAUCAGACACUGAGCAAACUGGUUUCAUUUUGUUGCCUAACUAAUUUAGGCUUUAUUUUGUUUUUGAAAUGUGUAGCAAAUUAUGGGUUUUGUGUGGUAGAUGAUGCACAUAACGUUAGUUUGAAAGGCAGUAUUCACCAUGGGUAUCUUUUAUUUUUAGGAAGUUUUUAUUUUUAUUUUUAGUGCCUUAAUCAACUGGAAGAGACCUGGAUCAUUUUAGCCAUCCUAUUUUUUAGACUUCAUUAGCGUUUGGAAAUGCGGGUGGGGUAGGAAUAGAUAUCCAGAUUUUUAAAAUGUCGGAACAUGCACCCCACAUGUAGAUGAAAGGAAACUUAAGCUUUUGUAUGAUGUAACUCAGUCCUAUGCACAUUUACCCACAAGUCCCACUUUCAGUAAGCCUUAAGAGAGCCACGUACAUCCAGAAGCCAAACUUGCACGCAGCCAGCCUUGUAGGAGGACGGAUACCAUUUCUUCAUCCUCUUUACCCUCAUCCUGCCCAACAAAAGGCAGAGGAUUUGGAUGAAGCAGAGCUGUCCUUCUGCCUAAAUCUGUCAGCAAGAGAGAUCUGUUGCCAUCUGUCAAGCCCUCCAAAGUGCUCGCUCAAAAGGUGGAUGACAGAUACAGCUGGUGAUAUUCAGCAGAAACCUGGGGUUGAGAGACCAACACAUGAUCAACUGGAUCCUGAUCCAUCCCAGCUGCUGGCAGCCACAGGCCCAAACUAGGCCACCAGCCCAGCCCUGGGAGCUGUUCUAGUGAGGGGGAAUUUUGCCCCCUGCUUCUUCCACGCUGGCUGGUGUGUUGUCAGUAGGGCUGUGGAAGUAGCAGCGGCUACAAUUCAUUAAACCUAGCUUUAGUGGUCCAGGGGUUCGGGUUGCACACUAGUGAGAGAGGAGCAGGCCUCAACUUUACUUUUAUGUGUGCCCCCCUCUUCCAUACAUUCUGAUUAAUGUUAAAAUGUUAACAUGGUUGUUUUCUUUUUCACAAUUCUACAAGCUAGUGGUUUUUCUGUUAGGGUAAAGCUUCUGCACUGAAGCAAUAAGCCCCCAAUGCCUCUAACAUCAAUGCUUCCUAAAAACCUAAUGUAAUAGCAAUAGGUUAAGUUUAGCUGGGGCCAUGAACUUUCCCAUAAUAAAACUCGCUUCACAGUUUUACAGUAAUCAGUUUUACAGGGGUUAAGUGGGUUUGGGUUUCUUCUUUCCUUUUCAUUGCACCAAAUUUAACCAAAAUCUGAUCCAAAGACUAGUCAAGACUCAAAAAUUCUCACGUGGAAUUAUUUAUCUGAACAUAGGGAGAAAUGUUCGGCUUGGUGAGACAAUAUAAAAACAUCUAACUGUCUGUGGGGUUUUAUUUAUGACCAGCUGAUGGUCUUAUUUAUUGGAAGAGAAUAAACGAGCAUAUUUUAGCGACUCAGUAAUGCACAUGCAUUUAGACUGAUCCAUCUGAUAACUAUUCCUUGAUGGGGGAGAGCCUUGCAUACACUGCCGUAGCACAUCUGAAAACCAUUCUCAUAAUGUUUGUGAGAGUAGGAAGUGACAGUGGCAGUAAAAAGCCGCUGUAGCUGUGCCAGCGUGUUGGGCAUAGGUUGAAUCCAGAAAGGGACUGAGAGUUGACAGCGCAAUCCAUGCUUGCCAUUAUUUAUCUGUGCAGGAAUGAGUUCUAAAGGCAAAGGGGGGGAAAGUGCCAGAGUCUGUAAUCUGUAGAGUAUGUCUUUGUGUCGCACACGGUUCUGUUUCUCAUCACAGGCUGUAUCUGCAAGUGUGUUUGUCCUCUUGCUACAACCAUAGUGAAAAAGAGUCCCAACCACUCAGAUGUCCUAAUUUUAUACCAGCAGCCACAGUGUACUUACGUUGCAACUGUCAGCUGUUUUGUACUGCUGCUCUUGGGCAGAACUUGCCUACGACCAUAAAAAAAAUAUGCUAUUUUGAUGUGACUGAAUAAAAUGGUGUUGAGAAGA